AUGACCAGCCUAAACCCCUCCCUGACCUCCUGGAAGCCCGCCGCGCUCCCCCUCUUCACGGGCCUCCUCGCCCUCCUCGGCGCCGCCGACGGGUGCCUCAACCUCGCCAAGCCCGAAGGCGGGGCCGCCACCUUCGGUCUCGUCCCCCCGCCGCGGGACACCGUCACCCCCGCCCAGUUCGACGCGUUCCACCACGCCCUCGUCAAGGUCAAGGGCGCUCGCAACCUGCACAUGUCCUUGUGCAUCCUGGGGCUGGUACUCUACGGCCACUUUUCGGGCGUGUGCCGCGCGUCGCCGUUGGCGGCCGUGGCGGUGCGGCGGUGUUUGGGGAUCGUGCUGACGCUGGGCUCCGGCGUGGGCUUCAGCGGCGCCGCUGUCGUGUCGGAGUACCUGAGGAGCCCGGGUGCCUCGGAGGAGGCCAUUGCGGUCGGCAAGGCCAAGGCGAAGGCGCAUUUGAUCACCAAUGUGCCCAUCGUGGCUCUGGGGUUGAUAUACUUGGUGUACUGA
Colletotrichum orchidophilum is the source of this 507-nucleotide messenger RNA. RefSeq lists its product as uncharacterized. The record is from RefSeq and is a predicted model, not a curated record. The transcript has a single exon. Bases 1 to 507 code for a protein of 168 amino acids. Lineage: Eukaryota; Fungi; Ascomycota; Sordariomycetes; Glomerellales; Glomerellaceae.